Bufo bufo (common toad) is the source of this 1144-nucleotide messenger RNA. It is a transcript of the gene BRCC3, whose product is annotated as BRCA1/BRCA2-containing complex subunit 3. Lineage: Eukaryota; Metazoa; Chordata; Amphibia; Anura; Bufonidae. The record is from RefSeq and is a predicted model, not a curated record. The transcript is spliced from 8 exons. The coding region runs from base 35 to 823 and encodes 262 amino acids. Gene Ontology annotation, biological process: double-strand break repair. Gene Ontology annotation, molecular function: metallopeptidase activity; cysteine-type deubiquitinase activity; polyubiquitin modification-dependent protein binding. Gene Ontology annotation, cellular component: BRISC complex; BRCA1-A complex.
ACCAGUGACGUCACAGACCUCCAUUCUCGCAUCUAUGAUGGCGGUGCAGGCUGUACACAUAGAAGGAGACGCGUUCUUGGUCUGUGUGGCUCACUCGCUGAGCACGGAGCGAGAAGAGGUUAUGGGCUUAUGUAUAGGCGAGGUUGACCCACAGAGAGUUGUACACAUUCACUCAGUGAUCAUCUUGCGGCGAUCAGACAAGAGGAAGGAUCGAGUGGAGAUCUCACCUGAACAGCUGUCAGCAGCGACUACAGAAGCUGAUAGAUUGUCUGAGAUUACUGGACGUCCGAUGAGGGUUGUUGGCUGGUAUCACUCUCACCCACAUAUUACAGUGUGGCCAUCCCAUGUUGAUGUGCGCACCCAGGCAAUGUAUCAGAUGAUGGAUGUUGGAUUUGUGGGAUUAAUCUUCUCCUGCUUCAUAGAGGACAAGAAUACCAAGACAGGUCGUAUUCUCUACACCUGUUUUCAGUCAGUUCAAGCACAGAAAAGCAAUGAAUAUGAAAGAAUAGAAAUACCACUUCAUGUUGUCCCACAUGACACUAUUAGGAAAGUUUGCUUGGAGUCCGCUGUGGAACUACCCAAAAUUUUGUGCCAAGAGGAGCAGGAUGCCUAUCGCAGAAUACACAGUCUUGGACACUUAGAUUCCAUUACCAAGAUUCAUAAUGGUUCUGUUUUCACUAAGAAUUUAUGUGGUCAAAUGUCUGCAGUAAGUGGCCCACUUCUACAAUGGCUUGAAGAUCGUCUACAGCAAAAUCACCAGCGUGCCCAGGAGCUAGAACAAGAAAAGGAGAGACUAAUGCGGGAGUUAGAGAGCCUGGACUGAUUAUUUUAUUGACUAUGGUCACGGCAGUGGAAAGUUCCAGUAUUGCAGUUACCAACGUGACCUAGCCAUUGAAUGGUAACCACUGUAUAUUGAACUUUGGACAUUGAUUCUACGAAUCUAAAGCUAAAUAGAAAAAGCUGUGAAUACAGGUUCUACGUUCACAGAUUAAGUGAAGUAACUUCAUAUUAACACAAAUUACGUUUAUUGUCAAGAAGAGAACACUUUUUAACUUGUUUUGUUUCCCAUCUGCUGAAUACUCUGUCUUCCAAUUGUUCAUUAAACAGUUGUUUAUAAACCACUUAUGUACAGUAAUUUAAACUU